AUGGAUCACAAGUGUCAGUUCCUGCAGACUAAAAAAAACAAGACCACUUCACCUACCCAGUUUUAUCUUUUUACCCCGUUCGUUUUCUUUCUUUUUUUCUUUCUUUCUUUCUUUCAUUCUUUCUUUCUUUCUUUCAUUUUUUUCUUUUUUUUUUUUCUUUCUUUCUUUCUUUCUUUCUUUUCAUUCAGCUCUAAGACAUUCUAUUCGCAUUUUUUUAUUCUUGCUUUCUCCUUCAAUUUUUCUUUCUUUUUGUUUUAUUGUCUUUUUCCAAUUGUUUCUUGUGUCGCUUCUCAUACACAUUUUCCUUCAUUCUUUUUGUAUUGUUGUCCAUAUUCCACUAACUACUACUACUUCUUUUUCACCUACUAUUUCCCUUCCUCCUUCUCCUCUUCUCCUACUCCUGCUUCUUCUUCUACUCUCCUUCUCCUCCUCAUCCUUCUCCUCUCCUUCUCCUCCUCUUCCCCGCCUGCUGUUGCUUCUUCUUCUCUCCUCCUCCUUCCUCUUCUUCAUCUGCUUCUCCUCCCCUUCUUUAUCCUCUCCUUUUCCCUCCUCCUUUUUCCUCCCCCUCUUCCCCUUCUGCUUCUUCUUUCCUCUUCUUCUUCUUCUUAUCUCUUUCCCCUCGUCUUCCUUCUACUUCUUCUCCUCCUCCUCCUCUUUUCUUUAUUCUUCUCCUUCACCUCCUCUCCUUCUUCUUCUAUUCCCCCUCCUGCUUCUUCUCCCUCCUUCUUCUCCAUUACCUCCUUCUCCUUCUUCUUCUCACUUCCUUCUCUUUCCUCUCUUCCUCCCCUUCUUCUUCUUCUUCUUCUCCCCCUCAUUCUUCUCCUUCUCCUCUUCCUCCUCCUCCACCUACUUGUUUUUUUAUCUCAAGGGCUACAUCUUCUUCAGCUUAGAAGUUUUUUUUUUUGUAUUUGUUGUUCGUUUUUCUUCUUCGUUAUUCGUCUCAAUCUUCAUUUUUCUGUAAUUCUUAUCUGUUUGUUUCUCCAUCAUCUAUCUAUCUAUCUAUCUAUCUAUCUAUUAAAUUCUGUUCAUCAUCUGUAUUUUUAUGCCUGUCUGUUCAAUAUCUAUCUAUCUAUCUAUCUAUCUAUCUAUCUAUCUAUCUAUCUAUCUAUCUAUCUAAAUCAAUAG
This is a messenger RNA of Acanthosepion pharaonis, 1125 nucleotides long. Lineage: Eukaryota; Metazoa; Mollusca; Cephalopoda; Sepiida; Sepiidae. The record is from the annotation of a GenBank genome assembly.